AUGAUAUCCGCGCUGCUAACGGCUUUGUUUUUAAUGAUAUUGUCGCUUGCAUCAGCGGACGUAAACUUUAUGCAAUCUUGUGAGUCUCCUGCACAGUGUCGAUGCGAUGGCCACGAAGCGACAGAAGUGUCCUGUAGAAAUUUGGGAUUCACCAGAAUACCCGACGACAUACCCGUCAACAUUACUAAGCUAGAUGUGGCCAGUAACAAUAUUACAGAGAUAGAUGAACAUGUAUUUAGCCGACUGACCUUAUUGGAAGAUCUGGUAUUAGCUGAUAAUCCUAUCAAAGAGAUUCACCCCGGAGCAUUUCUAAACAAUAUACGAUUAAAGCGUCUGUCGUUCCAGAAAUGUCAACUUGUCCGGGCGCCAUGUGAAACAUUCCAGAGUUUCAGACAACUGUCGUCCUUACAACUAGAUCAAAACCAUUUGACUGAGAUCGACGAUCAGUGCUUCGACCAACUAUCUCAAUUGAGGAAUCUCCGACUGGAAAAUAACAAACUCACUAAAGUUCCUAAACAAGCGUUAAGCCUAGUCCCUACCUUAGAAGCAUUAAACUUGGGAAGUAAUUCAAUUGUAGAUAUUUCAAAUGACUCAUUUUCCUCGUUACCCAAUCUGGUCAUACUGCUACUUAAGAGAAAUCAAAUCGGAUUCGUGGAUGAAACUGCGUUUGAGAGCCUUACUUCUUUGAAAAUAUUGGAACUCGACGACAAUCAGUUGGAUACGAUCCCGGUCGCUCUUGCCAAGUUGACAUCUCUUCAGGAGCUGUCGUUGUCUGGCAAUAAUAUUAAGUUUGUGCCUGAAGGCGUGUUGCAACGAUCACAAGGUCUAGCGUUGCUCGAGCUCAAAGGCAACCCAUUGAUUGGCGUACACCCAUAUGCGUUCGCUUCCCUACCGAAAUUAAGAAAACUAGUAUUGUCAGAGGCCAGAGAGCUCACCGAAUUUCCAAAUCUCAACGGGACGUCGGCACUCGAAGUGCUCCGAAUCGACCGGGCGAGCAUUUAUUCGAUACCCGAUACGUUGUGUACCACGUGUCCUAAACUAAAAAGCCUUGACGUCAAAUCGAACAGAUUAUCUAGGAUACCGAAUCUCAAUAAGUGUAAAGAACUCAGAGUGCUAGAUUUGGCAAAUAACCAUAUAGCGUCAUUGGACGGAUCGUUGUUCCGUAAUCUGACUCAUCUCCACGACCUGUUACUCGGUCAUAAUUACAUAACUUCGAUACCUAGAGACGCCUUUCAUGGAUUAGUUCAGCUUAAAGUCUUGGAUCUGGAAUCCAACAAAAUAGACCGUAUUGACGACGAAACGUUUUUGUCAUUUACCCAACUGGAAGAUUUAAACGUGGGCAAAAACGUAUUCGAACAUCUGCCUACCAAAGGACUGGAGAGAUUGCUACACUUGAAAACGUUUAACAACCCGAACCUUAGACAAUUUCCGUCUCCCGAACAUUUCCCCAGAAUCCAAUCUUUGGUGUUAUCAUAUGCCUACCAUUGUUGUUCGUUUUUGCCCCUCCAGUCCGAUGAUGAUUCACCGCCCUCUUCCCAGACGAGUCUUCACGAAUCUGUCAUAUUCCCAGCCAACGAAAACGAUUUUGACAUGACUCUCUGGAACUCCAGCAUGUCUGACAUAUGGCCUCAAUUGCAAAAUUUAAGUAAAAAGUUUGGGACGCAAGUCAAUGAUCUGUGGGAUUCAUUUGGUUCAGACUUCACGUAUCCGGGAAAUUUACCAUCGUACAUGGAAGAAUAUUUUGAAGAACAACAAUUAGAAGGAAAGUCACAAGAUGUAAUGUCGUCAAAAAUUAAGUGCUUACCACUUCCCGGUCCAUUCUUACCAUGUCAAGAUCUAUUCGAUUGGUGGACAUUGAGAUGUGGAGUAUGGGUGGUGUUCUUAUUAGCCAUGUUGGGCAAUGGAACAGUGGUAUUCGUGUUAAUAUUUGCCAGAAGUAAAAUAGACGUGCCUAGGUUUCUUGUAUGCAAUUUGGCCGCAGCCGAUUUCUUCAUGGGCCUCUAUUUAGGUAUAUUAGCUGUCGUUGACGCUGGCACUUUGGGAGAGUUUAAAGUUUUCGCGAUACCUUGGCAAAUGUCUGCAGGUUGUCAGAUAGCUGGAAUGUUGGCAGUGUUAAGUUCAGAACUUUCGGUGUAUACACUGGCCGUCAUCACAUUGGAAAGAAAUUAUGCGAUCACGCACGCCAUGCAUCUAAACAAACGCCUGUCACUUAAACACGCGUCGUACAUAAUGCUUUGUGGUUGGAUUUUCGCCGGCGGGAUGGCCGCGUUGCCACUGUUCGGCGUGUCGGACUACCGCAAGUAUGCCACGUGCCUGCCAUUCGAGACUACCACUGGCACAUGGAGUUUGGUGUACGUAGUAUUUCUGAUGUUUAUAAAUGGCGUAGCAUUUUUCAUACUCAUGGGAUGCUACUUGAAAAUGUAUUGCGCUAUCAGAGGCUCCCAGGCCUGGAAUUCUAACGAUUCGCGGAUCGCUAAACGUAUGGCAUUGCUCGUGUUCACCGAUCUGCUGUGCUGGGCCCCAAUUGCAUUCGUAUCGUUGACAGCUAUUUGUGGCUUUCACCUCGUAUCGCUAGAACAGGCCAAAGUGUUCACGGUGUUUGUGUUGCCGCUGAACUCGUGUUGCAAUCCUUUUCUGUACGCCAUACUGACGAAACAGUUUAAGAAAGACUGCGUGAUGAUAUGCAAAGCUAUCGAAGAGUCGAGAGUGACCAGAGGCAUCGGCAGGUGUAGACACAGCUCCAACUUCAGCAACAGGCAGACGCCGGCCAACACCAACAGUCUAGUUGAUAGGUCGUCGCGAGACAAUUAUCCUCAUCCCCCGUGCAGCUGUAACGUUAAAUUGUUGGAUGACAAGUCCGUGAAAACGGAAGAGACGUUCUACGAUUGGCUGAACAUCAAAUUCAGAAGGAUAAUGUCGUGUUUGCAGCGAGAGUCUGAUUCGGGCAGACAGUACAUGAGGAGUGACCGGUACGCCUACCAAAUCGCUGAAAUACAGCAAAAACAACAUAAACGUGCGUCGUCGAUGUCUUCUAGUGAAAAUUACAGUUCGUCGAGAUCGGAUUCGUGGAGACAACACCACCACCACCAUCAUCAUCACCAUUGUGGUGUGCCCUUGAGACUUCUGGAUCCAAAACAGAGACGUGCCAGUUCGUGGAUUGUGACGAGGAAGACUUCACAAGACUCAAAUCUAUCGAGCUCGAGAAAUGACAGUUCGGGUUCUGCCAACACGGCCAGCACUAGUGUAAGCACAAGGGCUUCCAGGUCCAGCGUAGGUUGUAGCGAUCACAAACCAAAGCCUCGGCUGACUCGCCAACCGGCCGUUUUAGACGACCCCGAACUGGUCGUGGGUGGUUCUCCUAACAGAUUGAGUGUUCGAUUUUUGGCGACUAUUCCUUCGGCUGCCGAGACAAGCAUUUACAGAGCAGACACUGAGGACGAGGAUGAUGAAAACAGAAUGGACGAUUCGUUAAGGCCAGAAAAUUCACCAACAACUACUGCCAGUGAAAGGACUACACCACCAGAUUCUAAACCAUCGUCCCCUCACAGCUAA
Messenger RNA from Rhopalosiphum maidis (corn leaf aphid), 3552 nucleotides. RefSeq names its product leucine-rich repeat-containing G-protein coupled receptor 5 (gene rk). Lineage: Eukaryota; Metazoa; Arthropoda; Insecta; Hemiptera; Aphididae. Bases 1 to 3552 code for a protein of 1183 amino acids. The transcript has 17 exons. The record is from RefSeq and is a predicted model, not a curated record. Gene Ontology annotation, biological process: G protein-coupled receptor signaling pathway. Gene Ontology annotation, molecular function: G protein-coupled receptor activity; protein-hormone receptor activity; protein binding. Gene Ontology annotation, cellular component: membrane.